AUGGCGCACGGCAGUGGAAGGGAAGAGAUGUUUGAGCUAGAGGUUAAAGUCGAAGCUUUCAGUUGCAAAGACUCGGCUGGUAGGAAAUCAUACACCAAAGGGCGUGUGUUUAAGUGGAACAUAGAGUAUGGAUUCAUGACAUUGGACUUGCUGAUGAAAUCUGUGGCAUCUGAAUUGAAUCUGUACACUAACCAGACAACCACAGUUUGUUUCUAUGACAAAAGAUUGAAAGAGGAUGCCAUAUUAGUUGAUGAGAUACAAAUGAUUGAUUUAUUUGAAAUGUAUAAGGAGGAGAUGUGCUGCCUGGUUGUAGUACGAGUAUUUGAUAGGGAAAAAUGUUUGCAAUCUGAUUUUGAUGGCCUGGAGCCUUUGUGUACGAUCCUUCCUGAGCCGGCAGUUGUUGAGCCGCAGAUGCAGGCUAAAAUUGAGGAAGGUGCAGCUACUAGUAACAUGCCUAAGGAACCCACUAGUGCUUCUAAUGAGGAAGCUGAUGAGAUAGAGCCCGAUAGGGAGCCUGACAUAUUUGAUAAUGCUGAAGAGUAUGUGGGAGUUGAUGAUGAGGCCAUGUAUGGUACAUUGCCAGCUACCACUCAAUUUGACAAUGCUAACUUUGAUUCAAAUUCUGAGCCAAAUGCUGAAAUUAUUCAUGUUGAGGCAGAGGUGAAUGAUGCGGACCCUUUGGAGGUACAGGUACUGCAUGAUCUAGAGAACCCAAAAAUAGCGAAGGGGGAGCGCUUUCCUGAUAUAGUUGCAUUCAGAAAAGCCAUAAGACACUAUGCAGUGAAGACUGGGUUUGAAUUUGCUCCUGGUGGAAAAACAGACAAGUCAAGAUUCAUAGGAAAGUGUGCUGCAGGGGGGUGCCCUUGGAGAAUACAUGCUUCCACUAUUUUUGAUAAGAAAAUAGUAGAGAUCAAAGUGCUUCCUGCAGAGCACAAUUGUGCUACCACCAAGCUUAGAGAAGGCAAAAUGGCUAGUCAGGGCUGGUGUGCUGAUAGGCUUGGCGAUUGGGUGAAGAAUAAUCCAAAAAAGGGAGCAAAGGAGGCAAAAGAGAAACUAGAGGGUGACUAUGGUAUACAGUUGAAGUACUCAAAAGCUUGGUCUGGACUCAAGUUAGCCUUAGAUCAAAUUCAUGGUACGUAUGAGGAAAGUUUCCAAUUGAUUUUCAACUGGGCUGCUCAAUUGGAACUAAGUUCACCUGGAAGUCGCGUACAAAUUGAGGUAGAGAAAAUUGGUGGGAAGACAAGGUUUAAGAGGAUUUUUGUUGCUUUGAAGCCAUGUGUUGAUGGAUUCUUAGCUGGAUGUAGACCCUUUGUAGGAGUGGAUGCUUCUUUCCUGCAUGGUAAAUACACAGGACAGUUGGCUGCAGCAACAGGUGUUGAUGGGCAUAACUGGCUAUACCAUAUUGCAUAUGGUGUUUUUGACACAGAGAAUGAGGACAACUGGACAUGGUUCCUUGAGAAUUUGCAUACAGUCAUAGGAGACCCACCAGGACUUGUCUUAUGUUCAGAUGCUUGUAAAGGGUUGGAGAAAGCUAUAGAGGCUGUUUUUCCACAUGCUGAGAAUAGGGAGUGCAUGAGACACAUGUAUAGCAACUUCAUGAAACAUUACUCUGGGGAUAUUUUCACUGAACAUCUCUAUCCUGCUGCAAGGAACUACACAGAAGGCAUGUUCAAGUGGCAUAUGAAGAAAAUUUUUGACUUUGCUCCUGAGGCCAUUGAGUACCUUGAACAGAAUCAUAACAGGAUAUGGUAUAGAUGUGGAUUCUCAGAUGUUAGCAAAUGUGACUACUUAACUAAUAAUGUGUCUGAGAGUUUUAAUUCUCAAAUCAAGCACAUGAAAGGGCUUCUUCUACACGAGCUAGUUGACAGGUUAAGGGAGCUGAUAAUGGAGAAAAGAUACAUUAGAAAGAAGAUUGCAAAUGAAUGGGCUGAUGGUGUCCUACCAGCUGUAAAGAAGGAACUUAAUCUUAUAAGCAACAAUCUAAAGGUUGUCAAGGUUGCCACAAGUGAUGAGCACUUUGCCGAGGUGACACUGCUUGAUGACUGGAAUAACCAAAAGAGGCAUACAGUGGAUCUGAAAAAUAAGAGUUGUUCAUGCAGAGAAUGGCAAAUAACUGGCAAGCCAUGCAAGCAUGCCUUAGCAUGGAUAUGUUCUAAUAGAGGUAUGAAGAUAGAUGACUUUGUGCAUGAGUUCUACUCAGUUGCACGGUUCAGAACUGCCUAUGCAGGAAGGGUGGAAGCAAUGCCAGACAGGUCACAGUGGCCUGAAGUUGAUCUUGGUUUCAAGGUGUACCCACCUUUGUUGGGUAGAGCACCAGGAAGGCCAAAGGUGCAAAGGACAAGAGGUUGUCUGGAGAAAAAUGCCAACAAAAAGAAAGUGAAAUGCAGUCGAUGUCAAGGUUUUGGACACUUCGCCAAGACAUGCAAGCUUGGUAUGGUGGGAGAAGAUGGGGAGACGGCGCCCAGUAAGAAAAGGUAA
Messenger RNA from Panicum virgatum (switchgrass), 2478 nucleotides. RefSeq lists its product as uncharacterized. Gene Ontology annotation, molecular function: zinc ion binding; transposase activity; DNA binding. Gene Ontology annotation, biological process: DNA transposition. Bases 1 to 2478 code for a protein of 825 amino acids. The transcript has 3 exons. NCBI's taxonomy places the organism in Eukaryota, Viridiplantae, Streptophyta, Magnoliopsida, Poales, Poaceae. The record is from RefSeq and is a predicted model, not a curated record.